Drosophila persimilis is the source of this 966-nucleotide messenger RNA. Its product is annotated as G patch domain-containing protein 4. The coding region runs from base 24 to 854 and encodes 276 amino acids. The transcript has a single exon. Lineage: Eukaryota; Metazoa; Arthropoda; Insecta; Diptera; Drosophilidae. Gene Ontology annotation, cellular component: nucleolus. Gene Ontology annotation, molecular function: nucleic acid binding. Gene Ontology annotation, biological process: regulation of ribosome biogenesis. The record is from RefSeq and is a predicted model, not a curated record.
GUGUGUUUUUGUUUUCGGAUGGAAUGGAUUUCGCCAAGAAGAUUCUCAACAAAUAUGGCUGGAAAGAAGGCGAGGGGCUUGGCAAAAACAACACCGGCAUUGCGGCUCCAUUGAAGGCCAGCCUGAAGUUCGACAACGCCGGCUUGGGAGUGGAUCGAGCACAGGAAUUCAACGACCAUUGGUGGGAGCGGUGCUUCAAUGAGGCAGCCAACAAUGUGGAGGUCCAGGUGCAGCAGAACGGCCAAGUCAGCACAAAUCGCAAGCAGGGCGAGGAGGCUGUCGAGAUCUCCACCAAGGGCUUCUCUGCCCGCAAGCUGAGGAAGGCCAAGGAGCAGCAGGCCGUUGCUGGUGCAGCCACCUACGACAACUUCCUGCAGACGGCGCUGCUCACCCAAAACGGUGGCGAGGUGGACAAUACAGAACGCAUCAAAGUGGAGGACAUAGCCGUCACCAAGGUCAGUGUCCUCACAGAUGAGGAGCUGUUCAAGGCUUGCGGCGGACGAACGGCACACAAAGGGGCUCGCCAUGGUCUGAAAUUGAGUGGGAAACUGGCCCGAAUAGAGCAGCAGGAGCGCGAGAUGCUAGAGAAGCUGCAGAGCAGGCAAAAGUCGGUUUUAGAUGAGGAACCAACCAAAAAAAAGAAGAAAAGAGACAAAUCAGAGCAGACCCAGGAGUUGCAGGAGGAGGCUGAAGAACAGCCCGAAGAUGUGGCCGCAGAGCCAGUGGAGGAGCCCGUAAAGUACAAAAAGAAGAAGCGCAAGACUGAGGAAUCCAUUGAAACUGAAGCUGAGCCGCCCGUCAAGAGUAAAAAGAAGAAAAAGAAGCACAAGCACAGGCAGGAGGAUAAGGAAUAGGUUAAGGCUGGAGGAUUCAUUAAUUUGGAACUCGUUUCGUGGAGUCUAUUUAGUGCACAUAAACUUGUAUGUAUUUAGUUAUAAUAAAUCUAUACACGAUCUGCGGAAGGCA